Morone saxatilis (striped sea-bass) is the source of this 3201-nucleotide messenger RNA. It is a transcript of the gene cacfd1, whose product is annotated as calcium channel flower domain containing 1. The coding region runs from base 505 to 1011 and encodes 168 amino acids. NCBI's taxonomy places the organism in Eukaryota, Metazoa, Chordata, Actinopteri, Moronidae. The transcript is spliced from 5 exons. Gene Ontology annotation, cellular component: membrane. Gene Ontology annotation, biological process: vesicle-mediated transport. The record is from RefSeq and is a predicted model, not a curated record.
AAUGCACCGCAUACAUCGGCUGAGCAGCCAGAGACGAGAACAACGGAGCAGCCUUGUCAACCCAAAUAAACCGGCUGGAUAAACGCUAUUUAACGGGUUUAAAAUAGCAGGGAGCGAGUUGGCGAUAGUCUUUGCUUAUUUGAAACAUUACAGGGUAGUUCAGGGCGGAUGCAGCGGUGAUAGCCUCUCCUAGCGGCAGCUGGUGGCGGUGCUUUUUAGCAUCAGCUAGCCGGUUAGCAGGUUUGGACUGACGGGGGGGGGAAGCUGUGUGAAAAGCUGCUGGUAACACGAACAAAGGGAAGGAAAUAUAUAACCUUAUAUAUUUAAAAAAUACUUUAAAGUUGAAUUUAUAUCUGCUUUUACAGAUAGUCGUACGUAAAAAGCCAGUUAGGUUGUCGAGACUGACGUUAGCCAACUUAACUCAGCCAUUGUUUAGGUGGUCUCAGGCUAACAUCUGUAAAUACUGGCUUUAGGGAGCUUUAGAUAACAGAUCGAUCAAACACAAUGAGCUCUGAGGAGACUGCACCGUCCACUAAAUCCACUCCGGAGGAUGAUGGCAUGACAUGGUGGUACCGAUGGCUCUGCAAAAUAGCUGGGAUUUUGGGAGGAAUAUCCUGUGCCAUCGCAGGAGUGUGGAACUGUGUCACUGUGAACCCUUUAAACAUUGCUGCUGGAGUAUGGAUGGUGUUGAAUGCCUUCGUGCUGUUCCUGUGUGAGGUCCCAUUCUGUUGCCAGUUCAUAGAGUUUGCUAAUGCAGUAGCAGCCCGUGCAGACAAACUCAAACCCUGGCAGAAAGCCUUCUUCUACUGCGGGAUGGCUCUGUUCCCCAUAAUAUUGAAGUUCUCCUUUACAACCUUGUUUGGAAAUGCCAUCGCCUUUGCUACAGGAGUUCUGUACGGCCUCGCGUCCUUAGGCAAAAAGGGAGAUGCAGUGACUUACGCCAGACUGCAGCAUCAGAAACAGGGGGAUGAAGAGAGGAUGACAGGAACAACAAAUGGCGCUCCAGAGUGAGGCUUCUGCCUUUCCGCCCUCCUCUUUUCUUCAGUUCUUAUAGAUAAAGUUUUUUCCAAGUCCUCCAUCCAUCCUACCUCUCCCUCCAUGCCCCGUUCCUCUCCUAUUUCUGUCACUACAUAACAAUGGUACUGGGUUAUUUAUUUACUUAAACUGCUGCAUUCUUGUUACCUGACCUAAUAGUAUCCAAACAGAUUGAUGUUGGAUUCAGUCCAUUACUUGGUACCUGGAGUGUAAAUGGGAUCUCUCAUUGUGAUGCGAUACCUUAGAUUGUACGUUUUGUUUUUAUGUUUGUACUUCUUCUUAAGGGUCAUAUUUAUUAUUUGUUUCCCUUUGUUGGUUGUUGCAGUUGUAAACCCUAUUUUGCAGGAAAAAUGUGAGGUACAUCUCUGUAGCCCAAGAGCCUUUCAGGAAAUCCGAAAGGAAAUAAAUGUGAUUGUAAAAUGUACAUAAUUGACUUCAGGUGACUUUGAGGCUGUGAUUCAGAGUUGUGUGCUUUAGGACGGGGUAAAGGUAAGCCAAAUGAUACUUCGGUUGGGUGUGUCAUCCUGUUUUUUGCAGCAACAUUUGUAUUGAUCAUUCUGUAACAAGUACAAAGCGAAACCGACAUGGAACCUAGAUAGAUUGUUCUUUAUAUUCUUUGUAUUUUUUUGCCAGUGUGAAUGUAAACUAGGUCUUCAGUUGCAUUCAUAAUGGUCUCAAAAUGUCUUAAAUUGAACCUGAUGGAAAUCCUUCUAAUUCUGCCUUUAAGUGGUGAAUGUAUAAAUGCUUCAUAGAAGAGAAAACAUGCUAUGGUAACAGUGAAAACCAGUCCUAUAAAAGUUUCCAUCUAACUAAACUUUUUAAGUCAAUACAGACUGGAAUAGAGGACCAAGUUCUACUAAAGGCUGACUUUUAAUCACAAUUAUUACCCAAUUUAAUGACAAGAAAUCACAAAUCUGUAAAUAACCACGUUUUUCACAUCUGAGUUGUUCUAUUAUGAGUCAGCCCAACAUUAUGAUUAUUAAAUAUUGGGAAUCUGAAAAGAAAAAGAAUAAUUUUGGUGUUUCAGUAUUACACCCACUGUGCAUGCACAACUCUGAAUUGCAGCCCAAAUGCAUUUUUAAACAUACAUAGGCAUUAGGGACAUUUUGUAACAUUGGGGGAAUGUAUCUGGUAUGCCCAAAGAUAGAUCUUUAUUUUUGUUUUAUGCUUUCUUAUAUUAUUUUUUCAGUUGCUUUAAGCUCAGUUGCGGCAUUCCUGCACUAAACUUUUGGUACAGAGGGAAUUUCAUCAAAAGCUUUACAGUGCAUAGGACAGCUUGUUUACGUAUAGUUCCUCAUGAUCCAGCAGCCAGUAGCCAAGUUGUGGCUGCAGAUUUUGUGGCACAAUAUGUAAUGAAAAAUUGGAAUGUGUGACUAUUUGUUCUCCUGUUUAAAACAUACCUUUUUUUGUUUUAGAAUCGGUUACUGAAUAUCUGUUUUUAUUAUGAAUCUUAAUUAGAACACUCUACCAGAACCCAUUAAAAUUUAAUGAGGGGAUGUGUCUUGAUUCAGGGACUAAUUGGUCUGUAUCCCACACGAUCAUCAGAGCCAUGGUUUGCCUUUAUCACUCAAAUGAGGUAUGCAGUGGUGAGCAAUGUACGUUUUGUUUUUGUGUUUUGUUGCCUUGCCUCUGUUGUGUCAUUGGUAAUAAGGAUGCUUUGGGAAUAACUGUUUACACGUACCUCUUACAGCUAUUUCUAUCUUAAUUCUAUUACUGACUGGUCAGUAAGACUGAGUGGAUUAUUUACACAUUACCACCAGCUCUCAGGUAUCAUACUUAAAUUCACAGCAUUGAGAUACACAGUAGUUUAUGCAUAGAUCAUAGAUAUAUGGUAACUACCACAUAGUAAGCAUGACUCUAUGCAUUUAACAUUUAAAACAUGCACAACCAGUGUUCACAAGUGAUUAAACACUACUACACCAGCAGUAUGCUACAGUUUGACACUACAAUUGUAAUAAGAUGAUAAUGAAAACCACCAUUUCCUUGUCCACGCCCAUCCAGAUUUCAUUUCUUACAGUGACAUGCAUCUGUGACUCAUGAUUUGAUUGAUUUUACAUCUGCAGGUGUUGAAUGCAUGUUUUGCUGUAAGGGAUAUGUGUAUAAUGUGUGUUGUGAUGUGAAUCCUAAACCUGUUAUAAAAUAGUGAAUUAAACAAACUUGCUACUA